AUGGAUCUGGGCAACCGCAAGUCGGUGAGAAAAAAGGGUGGUGACCCUGGGAGAACAGAGGAGGCAGACAGGGGUCAUCAUUCCAGCCAAGGAGGUGAGGCCAAAUCAACAACUCCUGAAAAUGGGGCAAUUGAGGAAGGUGCAAUGCUUAUUGGGGAAGCUGUGGAUUACCCAACAAGUCAACGGCGUAAAGAGAUGGCCAGUACUAGCACUCUUCCCAAUCCAGGAAAUGAAAAACAUUCAAUUGAGCAGAGAGCAGUUGGAGAAGAUCAUAAUGGGGCAAUUGAGGAAGGUGCAAUGCUUAUUGGGGAAGCUGUGGAUUACCCAACAAGUCAACGGCGUAAAGAGAUGGCCAGUACUAGCACUCUUCCCAAUCCAGGAAAUGAAAAACAUUCAAUUGAGCAGAGAGCAGUUGGAGAAGAUCAUAAUGGGGCAAUUGAGGAAGGUGCAAUGCUUAUUGGGGAAGCUGUGGAUUACCCAACAAGUCAACGGCGUAAAGAGAUGGCCAGUACUAGCACUCUUCCCAAUCCAGGAAAUGAAAAACAUUCAAUUGAGCAGAGAGCAGUUGGAGAAGAUCAUCUAGAAAACUUGAUAAUGGUGGGAAAGACCUCAAAGCCAAUGGACCUGAACCAGAAGUUGAAGUACAUCUAG
Ilex paraguariensis (yerba mate) is the source of this 651-nucleotide messenger RNA. The record is from the annotation of a GenBank genome assembly. NCBI's taxonomy places the organism in Eukaryota, Viridiplantae, Streptophyta, Magnoliopsida, Aquifoliales, Aquifoliaceae.